AUGGCGAUGUCCGAUCUUACACAGGAUUUGGUAGAGGAUGUGAUCUUGAGAGUCCCGUUGACAUCUCGUAAGGCAGUGCAGUCUACUUGCAAAAACUGGAACACUUUAUCCAAAAGAUUGAGCUUUAAAAAGAUACAUGAUGUUGUUAAAGCAAAGGAAGCAGCAAAGCGUGAGUCUCUGGCGAUCAUGAUCAAGGAUUUUAAGGUUUAUCUAAUGAGCCUUGAUCUCCGUGGAAUUCACAAUGACGACGACGUUGAUUCAUCUAUAAAGCGAGAAGCUAAACUGAUUAGCCUUAACGAUGUAGAUGGAGUCGAUAUAUCUAGAGUCUUCCACUGUAGCGGUUUGUUGUUAUGCAUCACCAAAAAAUGUAAUCCGAGGCUUGUGGUUUGGAACCCUUGUUGUGGACAUGCAAGGUGGAUUGAACCUAGAAACUCUGACCACAAAAAGGACAACUAUGCUCUCGGAUACGAGGUUGUAAAGAACAAAUCGCAUCGAAUUCACAAGAUUUUGAGAUAUUUGGAUGUUCACGACAUGAGUCAUGAAAAGAAUCUAUUUGGUAAGUUUCAAAUCUACAAUCUUGACUCUAACUCAUGGGAGGUUGUUCAGGACACACUUCGCUGGAAUCUAUCUUUUCAUCAACGUGGCGUGUCUCUCAAGGGGAAUACUUACUGGUUUGUUCAAAGUAAAAAUAUGGGAGAGUUUUGUUUUUUACUUUGUUUUGAUUUUACAACGGAGAGAUUUGGAUCGCCUCUGGGUAUGCCUGUUUACCCUGUUGCUGAAGAUACCGUGAGUCUAGCUAGUGUCAGAGAUGAGCAACUUGCAGUGUUAUUUCAACGGCGUGGUUCAUUACAUAUGGAGAUAUGGAUUACGGACGAGAUUGAGCCUAGCAAAGUGUACUGGUGGAGUAAAUUGUUCUUAACGGUGAAUAUUAAUCCACUUACUUGUUACCAAUACCCAUUUGAACAUGGAAGUUUCUUUGUUGACGAGGAGAAGAGAGUCGCGGUGGUUUUUGGUAGAGACAUGGAUGAUCCUGACGACCACUUCCGCUACGCAGCUUAUAUCACUGGAAAGGAUGGAUACUUGAAAAAGGUAGAUCUUGGAGAAUCUACAUUUGAAUCUGGUCCCCUAGUUAUGUGCUCUACUUAUGUUCCAAGCUCAGUCCAAAUCAAGUAA
This is a messenger RNA of Camelina sativa (false flax), 1173 nucleotides long. NCBI's taxonomy places the organism in Eukaryota, Viridiplantae, Streptophyta, Magnoliopsida, Brassicales, Brassicaceae. The record is from RefSeq and is a predicted model, not a curated record.